AUGACCAAAGUCGUUUUGAGAGACCAAAAACAAGUCCUAGAGCGUCAAUUGAACGAUGCUUACUCUUAUGUAGAACUAGUUGAUAAAGUAGACCUCCUUCCCGCGGAUUAUGGCGAAAAUGAACACUUCCAGAAAAACGUCUUUACAAUGGAGACCCACACCGGUACCCCCAUAGGAUACGUUCUGGAAAAUGUUGCGGAUAAGAUGAAGGAAAUAGCGGGCGUAGAAUUCAAUAAAGUUUUCGAACACAACGAGCAGAGUCGAUCUCUUAGAUUUAGGUCAGUGGAUUUUCAGGUUCGCAACGACGAUUUGAAUGCUUUGGGGACAAAACUGAGAUCUAGGGCGGCUUUUGAGUGCCUCCUAGGCUGGAGAGACGAGCAUUACGCUGUGUACUGUGAGAAACGCUCACCUUACGUGCUCGUGGAAAGAGCUCUUUCUGGACUGCUUGGCAUUGUGACGUAUGGGAUCCACGUUAACGGCUUUGUUCGUGACUCGAAAACCGGAGAAAUUAAAAUAUGGGUACCACGUAGGUCUCCCACAAAAUCCACAUGGCCUUCCAUGCUUGACAACGUUAUUGCAGGCGGGUUGGGCUACCCAUAUGGUGUGUUCGAAACCGUGAUAAAGGAAGGCGAAGAGGAAGCCAACCUACCAAAGGAACUCAUACAAUCGCACAUAAAACCUGUAGGUGCCGUGUCCUAUUUUUAUUUCCAAAGCGAGGCAACUGAUGGGCAGGAAAAGUUCGAUACCCUCUCUUCGUUAAUCACUGGUGAAGUUGAGUACCUCUUCGAUCUCGAAUUGCCGCCAGGAGUGACGCCUAGCCCCAAUGAUGACGAAGUAGAGAGCUUCUCGCUACUUUCAUUACAAGAGACCAUUGAUGCUCUCAGAAGUGGGCAUUUCAAGCCCAAUUGCGCUUUGAUAAUGCUGGAGUUUUUAAUAAGACAUGGCUACAUCAAUCCCGAAAACGAACACAACUACCUGGAAAUAAUCUCCCGCAUUCAUCGACGUCUGCCAUUUCCAACCCGCAAUUGA
Molecule: messenger RNA, 1029 nt
Organism: Lachancea lanzarotensis
Lineage: Eukaryota; Fungi; Ascomycota; Saccharomycetes; Saccharomycetales; Saccharomycetaceae
Product: LALA0S18e00342g1_1
Exons: 1
Coding region: 1-1029 (342 amino acids)
Molecular function (GO): 8-oxo-dGDP phosphatase activity
Source: RefSeq, a predicted model, not a curated record